Phaeoacremonium minimum UCRPA7 is the source of this 4341-nucleotide messenger RNA. Its product is annotated as putative calcium channel subunit cch1 protein. Gene Ontology annotation, biological process: calcium ion import across plasma membrane. NCBI's taxonomy places the organism in Eukaryota, Fungi, Ascomycota, Sordariomycetes, Togniniales, Togniniaceae. The coding region runs from base 1 to 4341 and encodes 1446 amino acids. Gene Ontology annotation, molecular function: calcium ion binding; high voltage-gated calcium channel activity. The record is from RefSeq and is a predicted model, not a curated record. Gene Ontology annotation, cellular component: voltage-gated calcium channel complex; membrane. The transcript is spliced from 3 exons.
AUGAGCGCAAACACAUAUUCUGAUCUCAUGUACUACACAACAAACUCCGACUAUCUGCCGGCUGCGUUGUAUUUCGGCGCUGGUAUCAUGAUCAUGCUCCUGUGGCUAGUCAACUUGCUCAUUGCUGUCAUUACUUCAUCCUUCCAGGUCAUUCGGGAAGAGAGCAGAGCUAGUGCUUUCACUGCUGACGAAGAUAAUUUCAUGUCCAAGCGUCCAGACGAGAAGAUCAAGAGGGUUUCAGCUCUGCAGAGAAUGUACAACAAAACUCAAUGGUUCUGGGUUGUUUGCAUUGCAUUCGAUCUUCUUUGCCAAUCCGUACGAAGCUCGAGGAUGAAGCAAGAUCGGGCAACAUUCAUCCACAACUCAGAGAUCAUCGUGACAAUCCUACUCGAUAUCGAGAUCAUCAUCCGCCUCGCCGCAAACUUCCGCCGCUUUCACCGCAACCCCCGAAAUCUUGUUGAUUUCACGCUUGCUGUGAUCACCUCAAUCAUCCUCAUUCCACCAAUCUAUAACUCUGGACAACCCUACGCGUGGCUAUCCGUCUUCCAAAUUCUCAGAGCUUACCGCGUGGUCCUGGCAGUACCAAUGACACGAAAACUUAUCCAGCUUGUGCUGGGUAAUGCUACCGGUAUAGGCAAUCUAAUGCUGUUCGUCUUCUUGAUGACGUUCCUGAUGGCAAUUUUUGCCUGUCAGUUAUUUCGCGGGGAGAUUCCUCAGCAGGAUUCCAGUGGCGAUGAUAUUGAGAUCACUUUCCGCUCAAUUUGGAAUGCCUUCCUCGGAAUGUAUCAGAUCCUCUCAAGUGAAAACUGGACCGCAAUCCUGUAUAACGUCACUUCAUACACCACCGGUUUCCACACAGCUUGGGUUGGAGGCGUAUUUCUAAUUGGCUGGUUCAUCUUGUCGUUCUUCAUUCUCGUCAAUAUGUUCAUUGCUGUCAUUCAGGAGAACUUUGACGUAGGUGAAGAUAUCAAACGCUUGGAACAAGUUCGGGCAUUCCUGCAGCGGAAGGAACUGGGAAGCAAUUCUAGCAACUUGGCUCUUUCAACUAUCUUCGCCUUUGGACGAUCGCGCAAGAGGAAAGAUCCUUUGGAUUACGGCCCGGCUAUGAUGGAAAUGCUACUCAAAGAGGCAGUCGUCCGCGAUUUCCUCGAUGAGGCCAUGGAUCCUCUUCAGCAGACCCCGACCGAGGGUCAGACUCCAUCAUCACAGCCUACCAACGCUGGUAGUGUGAAGCCUGGUAUCUUGUCCACGAUUUGGGGCAAAUUGGUUUCGACUUUUACCAGCAAGGAUCCCAACCCGUUCUACUCAAAUGUGCGAUUUGAUAGCAAUAAUGAAGCGCUUGAUCCCCGCCAAAUGGCUCGCCAGGUAGUCUCUGCUUCUGCUGAGCGUCGUAAAGCGCAGCGAGCGUACCUUGCUAGACAUCCAACAUACAACAACUCACUGUUCAUGUUUACCCCAAAGAACAAGAUCAGGCGUUUGUGCCAACGACUUGUUGGUCCAGGGCGGGGCACCGAACGUUUUGACGGUGUAGAGCCAAACAAGAUCGCUUGGUAUACAUUCUCGGCAUUUAUCUACAUUACAAUCGUUGUCAUGGUUGUCCUCGCUUGUGUCACCACUCCACUUUACCAGAGGGAAUACUUCCAACAUCAUCCUUUCAGUGUAAAGAACUGGUUUGUGUGGACGGACAUGGCUUUCGCAGCUGUUUUCACUGGCGAAGCGAUGAUCAAGGUCAUUGCUGAUGGGUUUCUCUGGACGCCAAAUGCUUAUUUCCGCAGCUCGUGGGGCAUAAUCGACGCUGUGGUGCUGAUAACACUCUGGAUCAACGUGAUUACCCUUUUCACGAACGAUGGUGCAGUUUCUAGGGCAGUCGGUGCGUUCAAGGCUCUGAGAGCGCUUCGAUUGUUGAACGUCAGCGACAGUGCUAGAGAAACCUUCCACUCACUUAUUAUCAUUGGAUGGUGGAAGAUUCUCAGUGCUGCCUUCGUCUCUAUCUCCCUCUUGAUUCCUUUCGCCAUUUAUGGUGUCACCCUUUUCAACGGCCAGUUGGUGCAAUGCAACGAUAGUGACGGUAUCCGAAUUCUUCAGAAUUGCUUUGCCGAAUUCAACAGCACGCCUUUCAACAGCGACUGGCCUAUGCUUGCACCUCGAGUCGCGGCUAACCCUUACUUCAGCUUUGAUGAUUUCGGUUCAUCAUUGUUCAUUCUCUUCCAGAUUGUCAGUCAAGAGGGAUGGGUCGAUGUCUCUUUUGCAGCGCAGGCCAUCACUGGGAAAGGUCUCCAGCCCGAGUUCCAAGCUUCUCAAGGGAACGCAGUGUUCUUCGUGGUGUUCAAUCUCUUGGCCACUGUCUUCGUGCUCACCUUGUUCAUUUCCGUCUUCAUGCGGAAUUACACGGAACAGACAGGUGUUGCUUUCUUGACGGCCGAACAGCGGUCCUGGCUGGAGCUUCGCAAACUCCUUCGUCAGAUCUCGCCUUCCAAGAGCUCGUAUGAUGAAUCGAAGAAAAAGUGGAAGAAGUGGUGCCAUAAAAGAGCCAUCGAAAAGAGGGGCAAGUGGUACAUCGGGAUAACCGUGAUCCUUGUCUUUCACCUCAUCCUGCUAUUGCUCGAAUUCUAUCAGGAGCCUGAAUGGUGGACCAGGACAAGAGAUAUUAUCUUCCUUGUCUUCACUUUGAUAUACAUGGCAAAUAUCUUGAUUCGAGUCAUUGGUCUGGGCUGGAGUCGCUUCCGUCGAAGCUCCUGGGAUCUCUAUUCGCUGGUCGCGGUUACGGGAGCUUUUGCCACAUCAGUCCUCUUCCUCACAAGGACACACUACGAUACCUACAUUCAACUCCACAAGUUCUUCCUUGUGGCUAUCGUGUUGCUCCUCAUCCCACGAAAUGAUGCGCUUGACCAGCUGUUCAAGACGGCUGCUGCUAGUCUCACGACUAUUGGCAACCUACUGGCAACUUGGCUUGUAUUCUUCCUGGUUUUCGCCAUCGGUCUCACUCAAACAUUCAGCUUGACACGAUUUGGCGAGUCGGAGGACAAUAAUGUCAACCUCCGGACCGUGCCGAAUGCGCUUAUCCUGCUAUUCCGCAUGAGUACCGGCGAGGGCUGGAAUCAAAUCAUGGAAGACUUUGCAACGGUGAAGCCUCCUUUCUGCGUGGAGAGCUCCGAGUUCUAUGACAGUGAUUGUGGUAGUACUGCCUGGGCUCGUGUUCUUUUCAUCGCGUGGAACAUUCUCAGCAUGUAUAUCUUUGUCAACUUGUUCGUGUCGCUCAUCUACGAGAGUUUCUCGUAUGUGUACCAGCGCUCGAGCGGCCUAGCCGUCGUUGAUAGAGAUGAAAUUCGACGUUUCAAAGAGGCUUGGCGAAGCGUUGAUCCCGCCGGCACAGGCUUCAUCAGCAAGGAGGCUUUCCCUCGUCUCCUUGGAGAGCUAUCUGGUGUCUUUGAGAUGCGCAUCUACGAUGCGGAAGACUCAGUGAGCCAGAUCUUGGAAGACGUACGAAGCGAUGUCCGGACAUCAAGACACACUUCAAUUGCCACGCAGAGUGCCUACUCCGGCGUCGAUAUAGUGAAGCUCAACCAGAGGUUAGCUCAGAUCGAUGUCGCCAAGGUGCGGGAGCGCCGUCGUCGGUUCAACAUCUUCUUUGAGGAAGUCAUGGUCUCCGCCGAUCCGGACAGGGGAAUUUCUUUCACGACUGUACUUAUGAUCCUGGCUCAUUACAACAUCAUUAGCGACAGCAAGAGCUUACGACUUGAGGAGUUCUUGCGUCGCCGUGCCCGGCUCCAGCGCGUUGAGGAAGAAGUCCGUCGGCGAAUCGUUCUCGGCUUCUUCGACACAUUGUAUUGGUCUAGGAAAUUCAAGCGACACAUGGAGAGCAAGCGGUCGGCACGCAUGACAGGUGUUCCUCAGCUUGAUGUCCCAGACAUCCUUGUCGACGACGAGGAGGAGCGCGAAGCCAGGAAGUCUCGGCAGCAAUCAGUGGCAUCCACCGCAGGCGAGGCGCCGCACCGAGCAUCCUCAACCUUCCUCAGCCCGGAGGAAGCUCGGGCGCAUCACAGGACAUGGUCUGGAGCCAGUCAGGAUCUGUCUCUCCAUGAUACCAACUAUGCGCACCCUCUGAGUCUUCCUCGGGCACAGCCCAUGACACCGGGUGGUCAGCACCGCUCUACUGUUUCCGCCUUCAGUUUUGAACUGCAAGAGCCAAACUCCGAGCAUAACUCGGCUGCUAGUAGUAGACGAGGGAGCGCGGUCAGUCCGGCACAGGUUAGAGAGAUGCUAGAUGACUCGGUGUGGGUUGAGAGUAUCCGUCGUAGCGCGACGAUGAGGCGGCCGCCUGACUGGGGUGGCUAUAGGUGA